AUGACAACUCCUGCCCAUAAUGAUAUUGCCACCCCUCGGGAGGAUGUCCUUCGGCAUACGCUUGAUGGUGUGCUUCAACUAUGUGAACGCCUCACGGUUUGGGGGCAAAAGCACGCUGAUUCAGGCCUGCCUCUGACUGAACUGGUCUGCAACGAGAUCCAGAGUUUAUGUGCUACCUGCCUCCCGCUCAGGAUACAGAUUACUGGAUCUGGCUAUGUCUCAUCUGAGAGUCUUCAACAGACACUUGUACGCUGUAAGACACAGCUUUCUGAGACGUUGGACCUUCUUUCGUUCCAUAAACAUGCGGAACGUGGUGGCCAAGAGGGAGAUCUCAAUGUCUUAUACGCACGCAGGUAUAUUCUCAACCAAGACACUCAUAACAGCACGCAUCAUCUGUAUGGGAGAAAAGAGGGUUUGGUCCGCCUUGGAUUAGAGCUGAGGGAGCAUGUUGCAGCACUUGUUCAAGAUAAACCGACUGAAUCCCUGACAGCAGGGGUUGCUGUGCAACGAUUCCAACAACUCGAACCCAGACUGCGAGAUUUCUUUUCCCGAGUCCAAGAACAACUUAGCCCCCGAUAUGUUCACAAUUACACAAGCCUAGCUGAGGCACCGUACGUUCUCGACCCGAUGGAGGGAGCAUCCUCAGGCAGCUAUGGCACUGUGAGAAAGGUCAAUCAUAAGGAAAGCGGCGAGCCGCUUGCAAUGAAGACUUUUCGCGAAGUCUUCUAUCCGAAACAAAUGAAGAAAAUAUUGAGAGAGAUUGGGAUUCUAGAGGGUUGCAAUCAUAAGAACAUUGUCCGUUUUGUCCAGGCAUUCAGAACCGACGACGAAGAUGAUCAACCUGUACACUUCGUCAUGGCUCCAUGGGCGCCUUAUACAUUGUCGCGAUUUCUUCAUAGCCCCGAUGUUAAGAGGAAAGCUCGGUGUCCCUGGUUUCAGCAAAAUUCAUCUGAAUCUAACCGUUGCAUAUAUCAAAUCAUGUACGGGCUGGCCGAUGCUGUCGAUUACCUACAUAAACACCAUAUCAAGCACAAGGAUCUCAAACCUGACAAUAUUCUUUUAUACCAAGAAAAAAGUCAGCGCCCUACAGCCUUGAUUACAGACGUCGGUGUCAGCAAAAUUUACAAGCCUGGAGCCUCUACCAACUUCACUGAUAGUACUUACAUUUAUCUCGCUCCAGAGCAGCAUGCGAAGAAAGAGAGCACCUUCAAAUCAGAUGUUUGGCAGCUAGGAUGCUGCUUUGCCGAGAUUCUUGCCGUAGCCAACAAAGGGCAGUCAGGCCACGAAGAGCUUCUGGAUAGCUUCAUUCGGGAUGAUGAAAACUGCCAAUGCUCUAUUGCAUUCGAGCAACCCUCAUUCAUAACAACCUUGGGUGCAAUCUGCAAGCGAGGCAAUUCUGCGCAAAAGAAGGCCUAUGCCGUGGUCGUCGGAAUGUUGGAUUUGAAUCCUCAAGACAGGCCAAGUAUUGACGCGGUUAAGGCUGCUCUUAUGAAAUUGCCUGGGGUGAAAACCGAAGCCGCCAAUUGCUGA
Trichoderma harzianum CBS 226.95 is the source of this 1530-nucleotide messenger RNA. RefSeq lists its product as hypothetical. The transcript is spliced from 2 exons. Gene Ontology annotation, biological process: mitotic DNA damage checkpoint signaling; protein phosphorylation. Gene Ontology annotation, cellular component: nucleus; cytoplasm. Gene Ontology annotation, molecular function: ATP binding; protein serine/threonine kinase activity. Lineage: Eukaryota; Fungi; Ascomycota; Sordariomycetes; Hypocreales; Hypocreaceae. The coding region runs from base 1 to 1530 and encodes 509 amino acids. The record is from RefSeq and is a predicted model, not a curated record.